CGAGCACAGGCUCCCCCCCUCUCUUGAGUGAAAGGGGAUGGUUUGGCCGGGAGCGUUCCCUUUAUGUGAAUGAAAGGCCCCGGACGAAGUGACACAAUGUGUCUGCCCCGGGGGGACUGAGAGCAGCCAGCAGACUAUGUGUGGAGCCCGGGCUACUAGUCACUGGUCACUGGGGCCACCACAGCCACACCGUGCGCUCACACCGGAUCAGUCUCCAGUCUUGGCCACUUCUUUCAGAAUGACAGCCCUCUCUGUGUUUCUGUGGCUUGUCAUCUGUGCUCGGGUCAAUGCACAAGCAAGUGAAGAUUGGAUGGAUAAACCCACUUUCCGUCCUGUUUUUACACGCCGGCCUUUCAUAGUAGUGUGGAAUGUACCCACCCAGGACUGUUAUCCACGAUAUGAUGUAAAAUUAGAUCUACGUCUCUUUGACAUAACUGCUUCACCAAAUGAAGGCUUUGUGGACCAGAACCUUACCAUCUUCUACAGAGAACGUCUAGGUUUGUACCCAUACUAUGAUGAGCACUCAGUGCCCAUUAAUGGAGGUGUCCCACAGAAUGCCAGUUUGCGUAGUCACUUAGACAAGCUUCAAGAGGGUAUCCAAUGGUAUAUACGAUCUCCUAAUAAAGAUGGCCUGGCAAUUAUAGACUGGGAAGAGUGGCGUCCCAUUUGGAUCCGAAACUGGCAAAGCAAAGAUAUCUAUCGGAGUGCUUCCCGUAAACUCGUAGAAUCAAGACAUCAAGACUGGGACACUGAAAAAGUGGGCAAGGAGGCACAAUAUGAGUUUGAAAACGCAGCCCGAGAAUUCAUGGUGCAAACUUUAAGUCAUGCAAAAAGCUUUCGACCGCGCCAGUUAUGGGGCUUUUACCUUUUUCCAGACUGUUAUAACCACGACUACAGCAAGAACCAGAACACCUACACUGGCCAGUGCCCAGAUGUAGAAAUAUCGAGGAAUGAUCGGUUAUCUUGGUUGUGGCAAGAAAGCACAGCACUUUUCCCCUCUAUUUACCUGGACCAGAUUCUGGAAUCCUCUGAGAAUGGGCGCAAAUUCGUGCAUAACAGAGUGCGGGAAGCCAUGAGGAUUUCAUACAGACACCAUAAAGAUUAUUCUCUUCCUGUAUUUGUGUAUACGCGACCGACUUACAUGCGUAAGCUGGAUCUCCUCACUGUGACCGAUCUGAUCUCCACCAUUGGAGAGAGUGCAGCUCAAGGAGCCGCAGGAGCCAUAUUCUGGGGGGAUGCAGAGUACACAAAGAGUCGGGAGACCUGCCAGAAGAUUAAGACGUACCUGGAAGAGGAUUUGGGUCGGUACAUUGUUAAUGUCACUACUGCCGCAGAACUGUGCAGCAAGACACUCUGUAGUGGGAACGGGCGCUGCUUGCGUCAAAAUAACAACACAGAUGCUUUUCUGCACCUUAAUCCUGCCAACUUUAGAAUUUUAAGUGCUUCCAAGAGUUCCAACACAUCUUUGCCCCCACAUUGGGCAGAGGGCAAGCUCUCUCCCGCAGAUAUUCAAGCUCUGCGUUUACAGUUCCGCUGUCAGUGUUAUGUAGACUGGUACGGAGGCAGCUGUGGACUGCAGAAAAGCACACAACAUAGUGGAGCCACGGUGCGUACUGGCAGCUAUGUGCUGGCCGGAUUAUUAUUGGCUUUUGCUCUAAAACUGCUCUGAUGGGAGUGGGCAACGAUUUAAAUGGCCGAACAUUUUUAUACACUUCUCGAGGUCACAGGAUUCCAAUUGUGGGCAACCAACCCAUUUCAAAAGCGGCUCGUGACUGAAGCAGCACUAACGAUGGCCUUUAUAACCUCUAUUUAUAAUGAAAUGUACACGCUUACCAUCUACAAACUGAUGGCUUUGAGUGUUCCUACCUCUAGGACUUGAUUGUGACCUCAGCACCUCUAAGAUUAACCAGUGGAGGGAGCAUGGGAACCAGGGCUAGUGGGCCUGGCAACCUCUAGGACUUGGGGUUGACACAGAGCCUGUCACUCCUACAACUGUGCAAUAUGCGUCUGUCUUUCUGCUUUACAGGGAAGUAGACAGCUGCUUUUUAACCCCCCCUUACUGCCAAAUGGGUUGUUAAUGAUUUCUUAUCUUACAUGCUGUAAAGUGUUUGGCCCCCCUUUGGCAGCUAAGGCGUUAAAUGCAAUAAGGCACUCAGGGAUCACAUUACCUGCAGUUCACCGCCAGUGCCUUUAUCCAUUCCUAAUUACAACCGACAGCAUAGAUAGGGCCAACACUGUGCCUUGAUUUGUAUAAUCAUUUCUGUCUUGGGGAGACCUAAUAUUCUCGGUCUUCCUGUUAAUGUGAGACCAUUUGCAGCCUUCAGUGGAGGAAUCGGUGUUUUGACUUGAGGGCUUUCCCAAAGCUGGAGCUGGUUAUCCAGACUCAAGAGGACCUGCCCUUUUUAUCCAAACAUGGACGGAAACACCAACCGAAAAGAACAAGAGAAAUAAAAUAAAGUAUUGGAACAAUCAAAGCUCUUUUCUGUUAUUUAAGAUCUUUUACAUGUUUACCUUGUACCAACCAUAAUUUAAUUUUCCAUAUACUUAGCUAGACCUCUUUAGGAGGAACAGUCCUUCUGUUAGACCAAACCAGUCUGUUUUUUAUACCCUAAUACCCCAUUUGAUCUCAGAAUGUUUGGUGUAUACUCUGUCUUUAUACUACAGUAUAGUUAUAAAUGUCUUUAGAAAUGAGUCUGUAUGUAAAUAAAAUCCUUUAUCUUUUUGUUAAAUUAAAUAAAUGGCUAUCACUACGACA
Pelobates fuscus (common spadefoot toad) is the source of this 2755-nucleotide messenger RNA. It is a transcript of the gene HYAL2, whose product is annotated as hyaluronidase 2. Lineage: Eukaryota; Metazoa; Chordata; Amphibia; Anura; Pelobatidae. Gene Ontology annotation, molecular function: hyalurononglucosaminidase activity; hyaluronoglucuronidase activity. Gene Ontology annotation, biological process: carbohydrate metabolic process; hyaluronan catabolic process. The transcript is spliced from 4 exons. Gene Ontology annotation, cellular component: cytoplasmic vesicle. The record is from RefSeq and is a predicted model, not a curated record. The coding region runs from base 137 to 1669 and encodes 510 amino acids.